Messenger RNA from Lizanozyma spartinae, 1593 nucleotides. It is a transcript of the gene CAC2, whose product is annotated as Cac2p. Gene Ontology annotation, biological process: nucleosome assembly; DNA replication-dependent chromatin assembly. Gene Ontology annotation, molecular function: protein binding. The record is from RefSeq and is a predicted model, not a curated record. Lineage: Eukaryota; Fungi; Ascomycota; Pichiomycetes; Serinales; Debaryomycetaceae. The transcript has a single exon. Gene Ontology annotation, cellular component: nucleus; CAF-1 complex. The coding region runs from base 1 to 1593 and encodes 530 amino acids.
AUGAAUGCACAUACGUUAACUGUUCAUUGGCAUGACGAGAACCAGCCUGUGUAUUCUGUGCACUUUCAGCCCAAUAAUUUCAGCUCCAGCGACUCCACAAGGUCUGCACGUUUAGUAACCACUGGCGGUGACAACAACAUUAGAGUAUGGGAAUUAGAACACGAUGUCAAAGGUAGUAGUAAAUCUGAAGCACCUGUUUCCAUCAGAUACUUGAGUACUCUCAAGAAACACACUCAAGCAGUAAACGUUGCUAGAUUCAAUGUUAAUGGCGACAAGAUAGCCAGCGCAGGAGAUGAUGGGUCGCUUAUUCUAUGGUCAUUACUGGAAGAAAUCAUUAAGGAGUUCGGCGACAAGGAUGAUGAUAUGUUAGUGGAAAGCUGGAAAGCAGAUAAGGUCCUUAGAUCUUCUACUUCUGAGAUCUACGAUUUGGCAUGGUCUCCAGAUUCAAGAUACAUAAUCACUGGCUCAAUGGAUAACAUUGCACGCAUAUAUAAUGUUUCAAGUGGGGAAUUGGUUUAUAGUCUCUCGAAUCAUAGUCAUUAUGUUCAAGGAGUAUGUUGGGAUCCUCGGAACGAGUAUUUUGCCACCCAAGCAGCAGAUAGAUCAGUCAUAAUCUAUAAGGUUGAUCAUGUGAAUAACGCGUUCACACCUCUUGUAUAUAACCGGGUUAUAAGAUGGGACAUCCCUACUGAUAAGGAUCUGCUGAUUAUGAGGACAUGUUAUUUAUAUCACCCGGAGACGUUGCAGUCGUUCUUUCGAAGGUUAACGUUUUCUCCUGAUGGCAGUUUGUUGUUGACACCUCUGGGGUUUUAUAAAGCCACCACCAAUGAUCAGGAGGAAGCCACCACCAAUACCAUCUUCAUUUACACCCGAGCAGGCUUCAAGAAGGGGCCAGUGUGCCACAUUCCAGGGUUAAAGAAACCUGCUACAGUCAUACGAUUCUCUCCCAAGAUAUAUGAGCUACAAUCUGGUGAUGAUGGUCAUACUACAAUGCCGUUCAAAUUACCGUAUAGGAUGGUGUUUGCAGUUGCUACACAUGAUUCUAUUGUCAUAUAUAACACUGAGGACAUGAAACCCAUGGGCCAUGUCACCAACUUGCAUUACUCCAAUAUAACUGAUUGUACGUGGGACUUGAAUGGGGAAACGUUGGUCAUAAGCAGUGCUGAUGGGUUUUGUUCGGUGGUAAAUUUCAAUGAGGGAGUCUUUGGGAAGAUCCUUUAUGAUGUAAAUAUAGAGCCUGAGUUUUGGAAGCAAUAUGAGACAAAGAAGGAAGAAGAGACAGGGCCAAUUAAAAAGAGUCCGUCCAAGAAGACGAAGCAAGAAAGUCCGGCUUUGUCGAAGAAAGAAAGUGUCGUGCCGUCAAAGAAGAUGUCUAUUUUGGACAAGUUCAUAGCGAAGCCACUCAGCAUAGACAUGUUUACUGCUUCUUUUAAGGAGAGUAAAGAGACGGUCACAGACACAGUCACAGAUACUAAGACAGUCACAGACGCUAAGUCAGAUAAGUCAGAAUCUAUUACAGAGUCAUCUUCCAAUAAGAAAAAGAGACGGAUUACUCCUACUUUACUCACAACUACAAGUCUGGUUCCCCCAUAG